Molecule: messenger RNA, 324 nt
Organism: Pediculus humanus corporis (human body louse)
Lineage: Eukaryota; Metazoa; Arthropoda; Insecta; Psocodea; Pediculidae
Product: mitochondrial 28S ribosomal protein S12, putative
Exons: 2
Coding region: 1-324 (107 amino acids)
Biological process (GO): translation
Cellular component (GO): small ribosomal subunit; ribosome
Molecular function (GO): structural constituent of ribosome
Source: RefSeq, a predicted model, not a curated record
AUGCAUAAAUUAAAUGUAACACCUAAAAUUAGUAAAAAGAAAAAAAAAUCACCCUUGGAUGGUAAACCAUAUGCAAGCGGUGUUGUAUUAAAAACAUUAAUUAAAAAACCUAGAAAACCUAAUUCAGCAAAUAGAAAAUGUGUUUUAUUAAAAUUAUCAACAGGAAAAGAAAUGAUUGCUUAUGUACCUGGAGUAGGACAUAAUUUGCAAGAGCACAAUACAGUACUUGUAAAAGUAUCUAGAUUAAAGGAUACUCCUGGAGUAAAACUUAAAUGUAUUAGAGGAAAAUAUGAUUUAGGACAUCCGAUAAAAAAAGAUCAGUGA